CAAAUAAUCGGUCAGCUCUAACGCUGUCAUUCAAAUCGUUGUGAAUCUGUUAAGUACUCUUAACUGGAAAAUGGAUCCACCCUCCGUUCCGGCCCGAGUUGUUAAGGUUUUGGGCCGUAUUGGCGCACGUGGCCUUUUAACAGAGGUUCGUGUAGAGCUUUUAAAAUUUCCACGCAUGCAAAUGUUACGUGCUGUCAAAGGUCCGGUACGUUUGGGUGACAUUAUCAGAAUUACCGAAGUAGUCGAAGAUGCCUGGCGUCCAUAGUAAUUAUUUCAUUUAAAAAGUUGAACAUUAUUUUGGCAAACAGAUUAAAACGUGCAGCAAAUUAA
Molecule: messenger RNA, 330 nt
Organism: Drosophila innubila
Lineage: Eukaryota; Metazoa; Arthropoda; Insecta; Diptera; Drosophilidae
Gene: RpS28-like
Product: 40S ribosomal protein S28
Exons: 2
Coding region: 71-265 (64 amino acids)
Biological process (GO): ribosomal small subunit assembly; maturation of SSU-rRNA; translation
Cellular component (GO): ribosome; cytosolic small ribosomal subunit
Molecular function (GO): structural constituent of ribosome
Source: RefSeq, a predicted model, not a curated record